Oncorhynchus kisutch (coho salmon) is the source of this 2370-nucleotide messenger RNA. RefSeq names its product homeobox protein OTX1 B. The record is from RefSeq and is a predicted model, not a curated record. Gene Ontology annotation, biological process: multicellular organism development; regulation of transcription by RNA polymerase II. NCBI's taxonomy places the organism in Eukaryota, Metazoa, Chordata, Actinopteri, Salmoniformes, Salmonidae. The transcript is spliced from 4 exons. Bases 583 to 1623 code for a protein of 346 amino acids. Gene Ontology annotation, cellular component: nucleus. Gene Ontology annotation, molecular function: RNA polymerase II cis-regulatory region sequence-specific DNA binding; DNA-binding transcription factor activity, RNA polymerase II-specific.
CUCUCACGUGGUAUAGAUUUAUUUAAGGAUUUGAAGGGGAGGGGUUUUCUUGCAAUCCUCGCAAUUGACUGGUUACCUCUGUCGCCUGUAAGGGCGCACGGGCGCUUGGAUUGGACGAGGUGGGCCGUUCUGCAUGUGUUUUACGUUCAUAGAAGGGCAGGGUAGGCAGAAGGUGAUCAAUCUCCAUCGGUCAACAUUGGCAAUCACCUUACCACAGUGCAAGACGCACAAGAUAAUGCGAUUGAUUUGAUUUUUAUAAUAUUUUUUCCAAUUGUGACAUUUUCCUCUGAAACACACAACUGGGGUUCAAAUUGGAAAACUGCGUUGGUUGAUGUAAACUCCUUAUUUACAGUUUGCGUAUUUCUCAUCCAUUUGUGUGCGCAGCUUCUUAUGUUUGUCUCGCUUUCAAGAACAUUUCCUCCAUGUGGAUAUUCUUGAUGUACGGUAUCUUCUUGGUUUGACUACAAAUAAAGCAAAUAAGAAAACAGGAUCCCAAACGCAAGGAUUUCAUCAAGGGACUGCAACAUCGGGGGAAACGAACAUUUCCGCACGGACUUUGGUUUCCCCGUUUCCGUUUCUAGCAUGAUGUCAUACCUCAAACAGGCCCCGUACGGCAUGAACGGAAUGGGGCUCAGCGGUACGGCCAUGGACCUACUGCACCCAUCAGUGGGGUAUCCAGCGCAUCCGAGGAAACAGCGGAGAGAGAGGACAACUUUUACUCGCACUCAGCUGGACAUUCUGGAGUCCCUUUUCGGCAAGACGCGCUACCCAGACAUUUUCAUGCGGGAAGAAGUCGCACUGAAAAUCAAUUUGCCUGAGUCUAGAGUCCAAGUAUGGUUCAAGAACAGGAGAGCCAAGUGCCGUCAGCAGGCCCAGAGUGGAAACAAUGCUAAAGUCCGGCCUGCCAAGAAGAAGUCCUCUCCAACCAGGGAGAGCACAGGCUCAGAGAGCAGUGGUCAGUUCACCCCUCCGGCAGUGUCCAGCACCGGCUCCUCUUCCUCUUCCUCUGCCUCGUCCGGUGGCUCUCAUCCCUCCGGCCAUGGAGGCCAAGGCCUGAGCAGCACUUCUACCUCCGUCACUGCCCCAGUGUCCUCUAUCUGGAGCCCUGCGCCCAUCUCCCCGGCCCCCGCACCACCCCCUGUCCCCGACCCCGCCCCCCCAACCAGUGCCUCCUGCAUGCAGAGGUCUGUGUCAGGUACUGGAGGCACGUCCUCCUACCCGGUGUCCUACAGCCAGACAGCGGCGUCCUAUGGGCAGGGCUACCCCGCCCCGGCGUCAACGGGCUCCUACUUCGGAGGGGUGGAAUGCAGCUCGUACCUGGCCCCCAUGCACUCUCACCACCACCCCCACCAUCCGCACCAGCUCAGCCCCAUGACGGGCUCCUCCAUGUCUGGCCACCCGCACCACCAUAUAGGGCAGACCUCAGGGCACCACCACCAUCACCACCCCCACCACCACCAGGCCUACAGCGGGGCCGGCCUGGCCUUCAACUCCUCAGACUGUCUGGAUUACAAAGAACAAACGGCCGCGGCCGCAGCCUCUUCAUGGAAGCUCAACUUCAACACCACUGACUGCUUGGACUACAAAGACCAGGCCUCCUCUUGGCGGUUCCAAGUCUUGUGACUUUUUUUCCCCCUUUCAAAUAAGUAUUUUUGUUUAGUUUUUUUGUUGAAGAGCUAUUUUCUUCAAAGCAUUAAGAAGUUAACUAAUAGUAGAGACAAUUAUCAAGCCUUUUUUAAGUUAAUGAUUGGAAAAUUCAAGUAACGCACAGAUGAAAAAGCCUGUCCAGGUGGCUUCUUCUUUGACCAUUUUAUGAAUCAACAAGCUUGAAUUGGAUCCACUUACCCAUACUUUGGGACAUCAAGGAAUAUUUUUCUACACAUGAACUCUGAAAACUGCCCUCCAACAAGUUCAAAGUAUGUAGUUUAUCCCUUUGAGUUAGAAUAGUUUUUUUUCAGGAUGGAGCAAGAGCUCUGUGUUAUGGAUUUGCCAUAAAUAUUCCCAAGAACGAGCAAUUGAGGGCGAAACUUUGUCACAAAAUUUGUUUUAUGGAAAAAUAUGAUAUUUUAUGCUCAUGUAUUUGAUAUAGGCCUACCCAUUAGAGACCAUUUAAAAUGAGAAAUUAAGAUGCUGCUAUUGUUUUCAGUUUGCUGAUAUUCAAUGUUAUGUUAAUUCCAACUUGAAUAUUGUUCAUUGUCCGGACUGUAGUGUUGUAUUUUGGAAGUUUAAUUGCAGCACUUGUUUAUAAGGUCAAAGAUUUUGCUAUUGUUCUUUACGAAGAAAAUGUGAAUUAGACACGCAAUGUCAGUAUUCCAAUGAAAUAAAAAAUGUACAUUCGUGUCUUUAUAAUAAAGAUUAGUUAAAAACAUG